This is a messenger RNA of Lottia gigantea (owl limpet), 411 nucleotides long. RefSeq lists its product as hypothetical. NCBI's taxonomy places the organism in Eukaryota, Metazoa, Mollusca, Gastropoda, Lottiidae. The record is from RefSeq and is a predicted model, not a curated record. The annotation marks the transcript as partial. The transcript is spliced from 2 exons.
CUGCCUCUUCUACAUUUAAUGGUAAAACAAGUUAUGCUAAAACAAAUCUCAAUAGAUUGGAAUUCCCAUUUGGUGAAGAACUAGCAUUACAAAUACGUACCAGACAAAAGAGGUGUAGUAUUUUAUUGAUACAGUUUUAUACUGUUGAUGGUAGCCGAUCUGGACAAAUAGAACUAGCUUUAUUUACUGGUUUAUUACAAGUUUAUUCUUCUUUUAGUUCAGGUACAGCAACUUUCCAGAAAGAUUUAUCAGAUGGUGUAUGGCAUUAUGUCUACUGGAAGAAAGAAGGUGAUGACUUGGUUAUCAAUGUUGAUGAUGAGAGACAACGACUUCUAGCUAACUUCAAACCUUACAGUCAAAAUUUGAAUACAACUGUAACAGUUCAUAUUGGUGCCAAGCCCUUUUCUCCUG